This is a messenger RNA of Phaeodactylum tricornutum CCAP 1055/1, 414 nucleotides long. RefSeq lists its product with no specific name. Bases 1 to 414 code for a protein of 137 amino acids. The record is from RefSeq and is a predicted model, not a curated record. Gene Ontology annotation, molecular function: hydrolase activity. The transcript has a single exon. Gene Ontology annotation, cellular component: cytoplasm. Lineage: Eukaryota; Bacillariophyta; Bacillariophyceae; Surirellales; Neidiaceae.
AUGUCCAACAACAACAACGAUACGAACGACGAAGUGGCGCGGGCGACCGCAGCCGCAGCGAAAGACCCCGCCACGGAAACCAUCUUUGACAAGCUCUUGUCGGGAGCCUGGCCAUCCGACGUGGUGUACGAAGACGACUGGGCCUUUUGUUUCCGGGACGUGAAUCCGCAAGCCCCGGUGCACAUUCUAUGCAUUCCCAAAGUCCGGGACGGCUUGACGCAACUCGUCCACGCUCGAGAGGACCAGAAGGACCUGCUGGGGCAUUUGUUGUACGUGGCCAAGGAAGUGGCCCGUAAGGAAUGUCCGGAAGGCUACCGGAUUGUGAUCAACGACGGGAAAGAUGGAGCCCAGUCGGUGUACCAUUUGCAUCUGCACAUUCUGGGCGGACGACAACUGCAGUGGCCGCCUGGGUAG